Molecule: messenger RNA, 1103 nt
Organism: Oreochromis aureus
Lineage: Eukaryota; Metazoa; Chordata; Actinopteri; Cichliformes; Cichlidae
Gene: psmg3
Product: proteasome (prosome, macropain) assembly chaperone 3
Exons: 3
Coding region: 167-532 (121 amino acids)
Biological process (GO): proteasome assembly
Source: RefSeq, a predicted model, not a curated record
AUCACGCAGAGUGCUCACGCUCAACAAAACGAGGCACGUUUGUUUCGGUUUGUUUUCACGGUGGAGGCUGAAUGAUAGAGCACGGCUGAAGUUGAGUUAAAGUGAGGCGAUUCUGUGAAGAGUAAAGUUUAAACUGUGGACAGCUGAAGACACAGGGGUUAACAAAAUGUCUGAGUCUGUCAUCAGAUCGAAACAAGCUCAGAGAGAAGUCAAUGGAAUUUCAACAGAAGUCGUCUGUACAGAGUUCAGCAAUUACAUAUUUGUAGUUCUCACUCAGUAUGGCAAAAUUGGGACAUUGAUCUCUGUCACACCCGACUCCAGAUCUAAUGAUCUAAGCACCCCAACGUUCUCUACAAAAGUACUGCUGGGCAAAGAUGAGCCUCUGACACAUGUCUGUGCCAAAAACCUGGCAAUGUUCGUGUCGCAGGAAUCUGGCAACCGGCCUGUCUUGCUGGGACUGGCACUGAAGGAUUCCUCCAUAGAUGCAAUAAAACAAAUUAAAGAGAUGAUCAAAAGUUGUCAAGUCUGGUAGGAAGUAAUUAAAACGGACAUGAAGCCUGUAGGCGGCGUAAAAUACAGCUCGUCUGGAUACACUGUCACGUUUUAUCUCUGCAUCUCUUUUAAAAUGAAACUCCUCCAAAAAAUAAUCUGAUUAAAACAAUGGCUCCAAGGCAGAAAUGUGCAGAGCAGAUUGUCUUCCACAAAACAUAGUUUAUGAAACGCAUAAUUAACUGUUUGUUAAAAAGAAAGAUUUUCUGCAUGUUAUUUUGCUUUCAAAAACUGAAUGUGUGCUGACUAAGUGAGGGUUUGCAAAAUGAUGUCAUCACUGUAUAUUUUGGUCAUUUUUAACACUCUGGAUUAUUUUUGUCAUCAUCCUCAGAACUUUGUACUUUUGUGAAAGAAAACCUUUUAUAGAACAUAUGAUUCAUUUGUAUUUUUUCAACUGAAUUUAAAGAUGCAUAUGAGCCUGGUUAAGAUAAGAGCCUUGGUUUUGUCAAGUACAUUUUGUUAUUCAUUUGUUUCUAUAACAUCUCACUACUUGAGCUUUGAUAUCAGAACAAUAGCUGACUUUUAUAUGCAUUAAAUGUAAUUAAUAUGCUCAA